UACUCUCAGAGCCCAUGAGAGUAAUUAAUCUUUUCCUUUGGAUUUCAUCUUUGGGUGUCUCAGCAAGUGUUGAAAAUUAACUAUCAAAAUUAACAAAAAUACAGUGACAACCAAUACUGGAGCUGGUAAAAUAAUCUGUUUUUAAGAAACUUUGUCCUUCUCUAUUGUUCUUAUUGAGCUGGAAAAUCCAAGGGCAAGAAUGGAUAGCAACCAACUUCUUGUUUUAAAUGUAAUAGGCAGAGUUUCAUGCAGCAAAAUUUCAAAUCAUGCCUAUAUUUAAGAUGUAAGGUCAGCAGAUUAGUAUAGAAAAUGAUUUUGAAACUAUUGGAGCCAUUUGUAGGUUAAUCACCUAGUAUUCAUUUCCCACCUCUUUACUCUUCCCACAUGUACCUUUAAUUUCUCAAAUACUGCAGCUCCAUCCAACCAGCAUAUCCCAAUCCUCUGGACACCAAGGUUUGGUCUCAGGAUGGUUAUAUGCCCUAAUAGAAGUUAAAUGUAUGGAAGUAUGAAAGGGUCUCUUCCUCCCUCUUCUUGGUUCUCUCCAUUCUCUUCUUCCGUGUUGGUUGUGCCCAUGUAUGAAGCAUUAUUCUUGUUACUCAUCAACUGACUUUCAUUAACAAGAAUAUCAGACUUAAGGUGAUGUCAACACUGUACGUGAUAGAAGCAAAGCAUCUGAUAUGUUUUAGAAUGAUCCCAUUUAUUCCAGUGGCAAAACUAAUUUACUAUGCUUCUUUACCAUUUUUUAAGAAUUUUAUCCAAUUUUGAAUGUGGUACUAUGAAAAUUAUUUGCUGAGCUUUAUACUGGAUAAUUUAUAUUAUUCAAUCUGUAAAUCAAUACUAUGGGUUAAAUAUUAUUCAUUCACAGACCAGGAAACUGAGGCACCUGGAGUUCAAAUUAUCUGCCCAAGGCACACAGUUAGUAUGUGGCAGAGUCAGAAUUCAGUCCCAACCAGACCUUGAGUUUGGGGACAGCUCUUCUGACGAUCAUACAAGUCUUAUUCCUGAAUAUCCUAAAAGCAGCCCUUUGAGGAUGGUUUUGCAGAUGGAGCGUUUGAGCACUGGAGAAGUGAAAGUCUUGGUUGUAUUUGGGAUGGAAAGGCAGAGGAGGGGUAGUAAGGAAUAAUUUGGCUCUGUGGAUACAGUUCACUCCCUUAGUUGGAGGUCAGUGGGCCCUGUUUGCUGCUGUCUUCCCAGUGCCCUUGGGCAUCCUCCCUUUCUGUCUUUGACCUUGUCAUCAUCAAUUAGCGUGUUAGAGCAAUCCAGACGCUGUCCUGUGUGAUUGGUCUCACUGCACUCUAACAAGGAUGAUCCUUUACAUUUCCACAGUGGCCUGCAAGCCACCUAGGGUUUUCUCAUCUCUGAUCUCACUUGGCCCUUUCAAGCCCCCUCUGAGGUGGGCUAGCACCCUGUUAUCCCUGCCUUGGAUGCUGACAUGUCAAUUUGACAUGAGUUAAUUUUCUUACGUAAGUAUGUUUUCUUGUAAAUGACUUUGGUUCCGUCUUGCAUGUUGUUAUACGUGCAGCCGGACAGUGAGCCCACAAUUAAGUGUUGUAUGCUGUACACUCCUUCAACAAUGCCACAUCUUGGUACAUGGUGUUUUCUCAGAACAAAAACCCAAAACCACGAAAAUAAAACCCAUUAAUGUAAUAUAAAUGAGGAAACAUAGUUCCUUCUAGUAAUGUGGGGCUGACACUGGCUUUCCACAGGCGAUUGUUAAAUACUCAGGAAUUGUCAGCAGGUGAUUAAUCUGGCCGUUUGUCACUGAUGGUGGGUUAGUUAUACCAUGCAAAUUAGCAAAGGCUAUGCAUCAGGGCUGUGCUUCCUCGCCUCCCUUUUUGCUCCCCAGAACCUGUUAGCUGAGAUGCUCCAGUUCUAACAUUCGCACAGGCAACUGCCCUUCUUUCUGGAUUAGCUGAUGGCCAUGGCCUGCAUGUCUACACCAGGGAGAAGGUGAGGUCAUGGUGUUAGUCUCUAUGCCUUUGCUAUCAUGAGGCUCUGAACAGAGGAUGGAGGUUUAUGAUCACUGUAGAAAACCAAACCACAGAAAAGUGCCUAGAGCAAGCUGGAUGUGGAGGUCCAGAAUGGACUUGACCAGCUCUGCAGCCUGUGGGUCUUCCCACCCAUCCUGGACUGAGCCAGCACGUUGGUCAAGCUGCACCCAAGGGGGUUUGAGACUGCAGCAGGAGGCUCUGAGUUAGAAGGUGGUCUGCUUGAAGGUGGUCUACACCUCAAAAAUUGUACUGUUAAAACUGAACAGAAAGUCUGGACUUAAGAGGCCCAGAGUUCUGCCAUGGCUUCCAUGAGCCCAAGCUGUUUCUUGUCUCCUCUCUACCACCCUCGGUGUGGGUGAUGUUUCCCUGUCUGGCUGCAAGAACCUGUGAUGGUUCUAAACAACAGGAAAGGAACACACCACAAAAACCAUCCAGGAUAGCCUGUGGCCCAUUUUUUUCUUUUUCCUGAAGUAAUGGUAUUCUUUCCCUUAAGUAAAGGGCAAAAGGAACAAGAGAAAAUGACAUAUGUUAUGGAAUAUUAAAGAUAGUUCUAUAGUAAAAAUAAUUUUGAUGUGCACAUUUCCAAUUAUCAGGAAGCUCCAGUAAAUCUGUGUGAUAAGAAAUUAAUUAAGGAGGUCAGCAGCCCAAGACCAUCCCAGGAAUGGUAGUAUACGAAUGAGAGGAAAAACACUGUAAAAAGAAUAAGCAAAAACUUUCGUUAUAAUAGCCAAGGCAGUAAAAUGCUAUUUAAAUGGAAUUGAGGGCCCAAAUGGCUGCAAUUAUAGGGUACUGAAAAAAUGUUCAAGAAAAAUUUACUUUUAUGGGAAGAAAAUUAGAUGAAUCCACCACUGGACGCAAGGUACCUGAAGUCAUAGGGGUUAGUGAGGCCCCCUGCUCUGAGGCGCUUGCUCUUCUGUUUUCCAUUGCUACCACAGUGCCUAGCACACCACAGCUGCAUAGAUGCAAAGACAGUAAAGGGGGCAGAUCCUGGAACUGUGGGAAUGGAUGGAGUUGGUCAUGGCAGGAGGAGGCCCGGCCUGGUAUUGGAAUUGGGGUAGAUUGGCUUCAGGUGGAGUUGAGGGGUUCCAGGUGUUCACGCCCUGUGUUGCCUUGAUUGCUGCCAAGGAAACAGGACUGGCCUCCAAGUCUGGGUGAAGGGACUGUGAAGGCUACAGGGGCCACAAGGGAAGGAUGAUGAUACUCACAUUGCCUCAAGGGGCCUGUUUUCUUGUCCAACCCCUUUGACACAAAAUCGUGCCUUUCCUUCUAGGCUGUUGAAAAUCAAGUAAUCAGAUGAUGAAAGUAGGUUCAGGUGGUUGACAUAAUUAACUCAGUUAACUGUUUUUGGAGGAAGGGGGCCAGUUAAUCCAAACUCAAGGUGGGGUUAAAAGGUAGCUGCAACAUACAUGCUAGUUACAUCAUCAGUUUAAAAAGCAUAGGAGAGGUGUGCUAUGCCAAGAUGGUACAGAAAAUACUCUCACCCACAGUGUAGGGUAUGGAGGAAGUCUUAAGAUCUUUAAGAUUAUUUUUUGAAAUAGUGAUGUGUGAGUACAUAUGGUGAGAACGUUUUGUUGGAACUCUGUCUUCAGUAAUCAGCAAUGAAGAUUUCUUUGAAGUAUUAUACUUCAAAAUCCAUUUGCUGAUUGAGAAAACUACCCAUCAGGGCAGGGAUUUUGCAUAGUGGUUAAGACUCUGCUUUGGAUGCCCACAGUAAUGGAAUACCUGUGUUUGAAUCCUGAUUUAGCCUUGAUUCUGAUUUAGCUUCCUGCUGCUGUGCAUCCCGGGGAGUGGGGGGCAGUAGAUCAGUAGAUGAUGGCUCGCUCAAGUACUUGGGCUCCUGCCACCCACAUGGGAGACCUGGAUUGAGUUCCUGGCUCCUGGCUGUGCCCUGACUCAGCCUCAGCUGUUGUGCACUUGGGGAGUGAACCAGCAGAUGGAAUAUGUCUGUCUGUCUGCUUCUUUAUCUUUGCCUUUUAAAAUAAAUUAAAAACAACCGAAAAACCACCAGUCCAUUCUUGGGAAGCAAUAUAUGUUGUCUUUUUUUUCUGCAGACAUGAGGUCUAUUAGGCCUCAGACAUGGGGUAGAGAGGCAGAGAGAAGACUAUACAUGCAAGUCAUUUAAUAAAUGAAUAUUACAGCAUCGCACUCCACAUCCUAAGUGAGAUGUAUGAAUUUAAUAUAAAUUGGAAGCACCGUAUCUGUGAAGGAUCACAGCUUCCUUGUAAGAACCCUAAUUUAUUCAGCUAAAGCACCAACCAUGCUCUGCCUUUGAACUUUCCUAUCACAUGCAUAUGCUCAAGAGAGGGUGGGGCUUUAUUUUACUGAGGUUUGAGUCCUUUUUCUGGGGCAGCAUUAUCCCUCCCACAAAGAAUAUGGGAAAGGCCAAGGCUAUAGAAUUUUAUCAAUGUUGCUAUGAGUUUAAGGUGUUCUAUUAUGUAUUUCAUGAAUAUGUCAUUGUUCUCUGUAGAAUCUGACACUCAGAGGAAAUGUCUCUUAAAGAUUACUUGAGAGUGAAUAAUACAUGGAAUUAAAAACAAGACAGCCAGUGAUACAUGAUAGGACAUGCUUUGAGAAGCCACAGCCUUAUGACCCAGAGAGGAAACAAUUGAUACUCUACAACGUGUGCUGUGUUGGUGGGGAAGGAUGUUCCGUGGGUGGUGUUUGCAUUGCUCAGUCACAGAAAAUCCCACGUGAACCAAGACCUGGGGAGUUUGAAAAAAUCAUCAAACGCCUGCUGGAAACACCUAAUGCUCGAGCAGUGAUCAUGUUUGCCAAUGAGGAUGACAUCAGGAGGAUAUUGGAAGCAGCAAAAAAAUUAAACCAAAGUGGUCAUUUUCUCUGGAUUGGCUCAGAUAGUUGGGGAUCCAAAAUAGCACCUGUCUAUCAGCAGGAGGAGAUUGCAGAAGGGGCGGUGACCAUCUUGCCCAAAAGAGCCUCAAUUGAUGGAUUUGAUCGAUACUUUAGAAGCCGAACUCUUGCCAAUAACAGAAGAAAUGUGUGGUUUGCAGAAUUUUGGGAGGAGAAUUUUGGAUGCAAGUUAGGAUCCCAUGGAAAAAGGAACAGUCAUAUAAAGAAAUGCACAGGCCUGGAGCGAAUUGCUCGGGAUUCGUCUUAUGAGCAGGAAGGAAAGGUCCAAUUUGUAAUUGAUGCUGUGUAUUCUAUGGCAUAUGCCCUGCACAAUAUGCACAAAGAUCUCUGCCCGGGAUACAUUGGCCUUUGCCCACGAAUGAGUACCAUUGAUGGGAAAGAGCUACUUGGUUAUAUUCGGGCUGUAAAUUUUAAUGGCAGUGCGGGGACACCUGUCACAUUCAAUGAAAAUGGAGAUGCUCCUGGACGUUAUGAUAUCUUCCAGUAUCAAAUAACCAACAAAAGUACAGAAUACAAAAUCAUUGGGCACUGGACCAAUCAGCUUCAUCUGAAAGUGGAAGACAUGCAGUGGGCUGACAGAGAACACACUCGCCCGGCAUCUGUCUGCAGCCUUCCAUGUAAGCCUGGGGAGAGGAAGAAGACGGUGAAAGGAGUCCCCUGCUGCUGGCACUGUGAGCGCUGUGAAGGCUACAACUACCAGGUGGACGACCUCUCCUGUGAACUCUGCCCCUUGGACCAGAGACCCAACAUCAACCGCACAGGCUGCCAGCGUAUCCCCAUCAUCAAACUCGAGUGGCAUUCUCCCUGGGCUGUGGUGCCUGUGUUUGUGGCAAUACUGGGCAUCAUCGCCACCACCUUUGUGAUCGUGACUUUUGUCCGCUACAAUGACACACCCAUCGUGAGGGCUUCAGGACGUGAACUUAGUUAUGUGCUCCUAACAGGGAUUUUUCUCUGUUACUCAAUCACCUUUUUAAUGAUCGCGGCACCAGAUACAAUCAUAUGCUCCUUCCGACGGAUCUUCCUAGGACUCGGCAUGUGUUUCAGCUAUGCAGCCCUUCUGACCAAAACGAACCGCAUCCACCGAAUAUUUGAGCAAGGGAAGAAAUCAGUCACUGCACCCAAGUUCAUCAGUCCAGCAUCUCAGCUGGUGAUCACCUUCAGUCUCAUCUCUGUGCAGCUGCUUGGGGUGUUCAUCUGGUUUGUUGUGGAUCCCCCACACAUCAUCAUUGACUAUGGAGAGCAGCGGACUCUAGACCCAGAGAAGGCCAGGGGAGUGCUCAAGUGUGACAUUUCUGAUCUCUCGCUCAUUUGUUCACUUGGAUAUAGUAUCCUCUUAAUGGUCACUUGUACUGUUUAUGCCAUUAAAACAAGAGGUGUUCCAGAGACUUUCAACGAAGCCAAACCCAUUGGAUUUACCAUGUAUACCACCUGCAUCAUUUGGUUAGCUUUCAUUCCCAUCUUUUUUGGUACAGCCCAGUCAGCAGAAAAGAUGUACAUCCAGACAACAACACUUACUGUCUCCAUGAGUUUAAGUGCUUCGGUGUCUCUGGGGAUGCUCUACAUGCCCAAGGUUUAUAUCAUAAUUUUUCAUCCAGAGCAGAAUGUUCAAAAACGUAAGAGGAGCUUCAAGGCUGUGGUGGCAGCUGCCACCAUGCAAAGCAAACUGAUCCAAAAGGGAAAUGACAGACCGAACGGCGAGGUGAAAAGCGAACUCUGUGAGAGUCUUGAAACCAACACUUCUUCUACCAAGACGACUUAUAUCAGCUACAGCAAUCAUUCAAUCUGAAACAGAAAAAUGAUGCAAUCUGAAGAAAGUCAUAUGUGAUCUUAAACAAUGAACAUGAGACUACAAAAACUCACUCCUGGCGAUCUCCGUAGACUACAAUCAAUCAAAUCAAUAGUCUUGUAAGGAACAAAAAUUAGCCAUGAGCCAAAAGUAUCAAUAACAGGGAGUGGAGAAACCCGUUUUAUACAAUACAACCAAUGAGUGUCAAGCUAAAGUGUUGCUUAUUCUUGAGCAGUUUAAAAAAAAUCACAAAAGAAAACUAAUGUUAGCUUGUGGAAAAAAUGCUGUUGAAAUAAACCAUGUCUGAUGUUAUUCUUGUAAGUAUUUUUCUGUGAUUGUGAGAACUCCCGUUCCUGUCCCACAUUGUUCAACUUGUAUAAGACAAUGAGUCUGUUUCUUGUAAUGGCUGACCGGAUUGAAGCCCUGGGUUGUGCUAAAAAUAAAUGCAAUGAUUGAUGCAUGCAAAUUUUUAUACAAAUAAUUUAUUUCUAAUAAUAAAGGAAUGUUUUGCAAAUGUU
Molecule: messenger RNA, 7163 nt
Organism: Oryctolagus cuniculus (rabbit)
Lineage: Eukaryota; Metazoa; Chordata; Mammalia; Lagomorpha; Leporidae
Source: RefSeq, a predicted model, not a curated record